AUGGACCUAUCAGGGUAUCCUAUGGCGGUCGCGAAUCAGGUCUCUGGGAAGAGUUCAUCCAUGUUGGUACAAACCUACCACAAGCGGUCAUAUGCCGACGACACGGAUGAUCUAGAAACAUGCAACGUAUACAGUCCAUGGGCGAAGUAUAUUAGUGGAACGACUGGAAGGCGUUCUGAUGCGGCUCAUCACUAUGUCUACAACCAAGCCCACAACCAGAAUUUACAACUUUGGGUCGGCAAACUCGUGAAACGCGUUAUCUUUGAGGGCAUGCGUGCUGUAGGUGUCGAGUUCACCUGCGAUCCAGUAUCCUGCCCAGGUGCAGAUCAAUCAUCGAGCAUCGUGAGAGCAGCAAAGCUUGUUGUUGUCUCUGCUGGAGCAUUUGGUUCACCAACCAUUCUCGAGAGGUCCGGGAUCGGUGCCGAGGCAGUCCUCAAGCGUUGUGGUAUCGAGCAACUGGUGAACUUACCUGGCGUUGGAGAAAAUUAUCAAGAUCAUCAUGGCUGCUUCGUUCCAUACUUUGCUGCUGACGAGGCUGUUACCUUGGACCCCCUCUGGCAUAGGAAGGAGAGUGUUGUGCAGGAAAGCCUUGCGCAAUGGAAAAGUAAUGGGAAGUCGCUCAUAGCCCAAAAUGGCUGCGAUGCCAAGAUUAAGUGGCGGCCUGACGAAGAUGAGCUGAGAACCAUGGGUUCAGCUUUCCAAACGCCAUGGAAAGAAUUCUUCCAAGAUCGCCCAGACAAGGCUGUUGCCAUAUUCGGUAUAUGUGCGGGAUAUGCUCCACUCUCGAGCACCCUUCCUUUCCGUAAAUAUCUGGGUGUCGGCUAUUUUACACUUUACCCCAGGUCUCUUGGGAGCGUUCAUAUCAAACUGGGAGAGAACGGCAAGGAAGUCCUCGACUUCACUGCGGGCUUCCUAGACGAUCCAUCUGAUAUCGUAGCUCUUAACUUUGCAUACAAGAAGACGCGAGAAAUAUCUCGACGCAUGCCUUCCUACCGAGGUGAAGUCACUUCAGGCCACCCUUGUUUCCCAGAGGGAAGCGUCGCAGCAUGCAGCGAAACGUCCGGGCCUGUGAACUUGAAUGCGCCUGACAUCAUCUACACGACCGAAGAUGACGAGGCAAUCGACAAAUUUCAUCGUGACUGCACCCAAACAUCGUGGCACUCGCUGGGGACUUGCGCCAUGAAACCGAUGUUAGAGAAAGGUGUCGUCGACGCGCGGUUAAACGUGUAUGGCGUGGCGGGCCUGAAGGUUGCAGAUAUGUCUAUCGCGCCGAAAAAUGUUGGCACGAAUACGUACUCAACGGCACUCCUCAUUGGAGAGAAGGCUGCGCUGAUCAUUGCUGAAGACUUGGGUAUGAAUUGUAGAGAAUACAUUCAGGGGUAA
Molecule: messenger RNA, 1383 nt
Organism: Suillus bovinus
Lineage: Eukaryota; Fungi; Basidiomycota; Agaricomycetes; Boletales; Suillaceae
Exons: 13
Coding region: 1-1383 (460 amino acids)
Molecular function (GO): flavin adenine dinucleotide binding; oxidoreductase activity, acting on CH-OH group of donors
Source: RefSeq, a predicted model, not a curated record